AUGGUAGAAUCAAUGGAAGUUCCACCAAAGAUGAAGGAUCCAGGGGAAUUCAGCAUCACUUGCACCAUUGGGGGGAUAAAAAUUCCACAUGCUUUAUGUGACUUAGGAUCGAGUACCAAUCUCAUUCUGCUGAGCAAACUUAAGGAAUUGGAGAUAAAAGACAUUAUACCGGGCAACAUGACCCUCACUUUGGUCGAUUCAUCUGUGACUCGUCCGCUUGGUAUUCUACAAUAUGUGCUAGUUCAUGUCGAUGGUUUGACCUUCCCUGUAGACUUUGUGGUGAUUGAUAUGAAAAAUAAUUCGAAAGGGUCAGUGAUUCUCGGACGCCCAUUCUUGGCAACCGGGAGAGCAAAAAUAGAUGUGGAGACAACUGAAUUAAUUUUGAAGUUUAACAAGGAAAAUAUGGUGUUUAAUGCAUAUCAAUGGAAACCAUAUGUGGAGGAUAUUGGGACAUGCUAUAAAUUGAAAGAGAAAGGUAAUAAAGUUCACAAGAGAAUGAGAAAAAGAGUUUUCAUCGGCGUUAGGGUAUCCCUUGCACUUGACGUGUUUUGA
This is a messenger RNA of Lathyrus oleraceus (garden pea), 552 nucleotides long. RefSeq lists its product as uncharacterized. NCBI's taxonomy places the organism in Eukaryota, Viridiplantae, Streptophyta, Magnoliopsida, Fabales, Fabaceae. The transcript has a single exon. The record is from RefSeq and is a predicted model, not a curated record. The coding region runs from base 1 to 552 and encodes 183 amino acids.